Messenger RNA from Anoplopoma fimbria (sablefish), 969 nucleotides. Its product is annotated as olfactory receptor 52E8-like. Gene Ontology annotation, cellular component: membrane. The transcript has a single exon. Gene Ontology annotation, biological process: G protein-coupled receptor signaling pathway. Gene Ontology annotation, molecular function: G protein-coupled receptor activity; olfactory receptor activity. Bases 1 to 969 code for a protein of 322 amino acids. NCBI's taxonomy places the organism in Eukaryota, Metazoa, Chordata, Actinopteri, Perciformes, Anoplopomatidae. The record is from RefSeq and is a predicted model, not a curated record.
AUGAUGAUUGCUAAUUUGACAGGGAUGAGAAGCUUCUUGAUCCUUGGAUUCCCUGGACUUUCUCCAAAGCAUUACGGACCUGUGUCAGCUCUGCUUUUUUUCAUCUACCUAGCUAUUGCAAUAGAAAAUAUUUUCAUUUUGACAUUUGUGAUCUUUGAGAAGUCUCUGCAAAAACCAACAUAUCUGGUCUUUUGUCACCUGGCUCUGAAUGACUUAACAUUUGGCACUUUGACUCUCCCCAGGAUAAUAUCAAAAUACUGGUUUGGUGAUAGCAUUAUUUCAUUUUAUGGGUGCUUUACACAGAUGUUCUUUGUUCAUUAUUUAGGAUCAGUAACUUCGUUCAUGUUGUUGGUAAUGACUCUCGACCGCUUUAUUGCAAUAUGUAUUCCACUGCGUUAUCCUGUCCUAAUGACAAACAACAUCAUAUCUGUGCUCUGUGGGUUUGCUUGGUUCAUCCCUCUGCCUUUGGUGGUAGCUAUUGUACUCCAUGCCCUCACUUUACCUUUCUGUAAAUCAAAUAUCAUUGCUCAGUGCUACUGUGACCACAUUUCUAUAACAAGUCAGGCUUGUGGUGAGAAUGUUAAAAUUGUACAGGUCACUGCUCUCUGCGUGGCCAUGAUUUGUCUAUUGCUUCCUCUUGCAUUCAUCGUGUUUUCUUACAUCUCUAUCCUUGUGGUUAUUUUGAAAAUGUCCAAUGCUGCAGGUCGCAAGAGAACCUUAUCAACUUGUACCCCACAAAUAUUCAUCACUUGCCUCUUUUACCUUCCCAGGUGUUUUGUUUAUGUAUCUAAUACUGUUGGAUUUUCUUUCAGUUUAGAUGUGCGUAUUUUCUUGAUAUUGUGGUACAGUCUUCUCCCUGCUGCUGUUAAUCCUAUCAUAUAUUGUUUUAAGACUCAAGCCAUUAAGCAGAUGUUAAAGAAGAGGCUGAGGAAAACUAAAAUUGGAACUAAGAUACAACUUUCAUAUUAA